Centruroides sculpturatus (bark scorpion) is the source of this 849-nucleotide messenger RNA. RefSeq names its product beta-1,3-galactosyltransferase 1-like. The annotation marks the transcript as partial. Gene Ontology annotation, cellular component: membrane. Gene Ontology annotation, molecular function: hexosyltransferase activity. NCBI's taxonomy places the organism in Eukaryota, Metazoa, Arthropoda, Arachnida, Scorpiones, Buthidae. The record is from RefSeq and is a predicted model, not a curated record. The transcript has a single exon.
CAAGUCCUGAGAUGUAGUCCUAAAACGAAAGUGGCCGUGGUGAAUCCGCACGAUUUUCCAUACGUCAUCAAUCAACCCGGUUUGUGUUCGGAUUCGAGAAGAUUCCUCAUCAUCUUCGUGACGUCCAGAGCCGUGGACGAGGACAAAAGACGAGCCAUUCGAGAAACUUGGGGUAGCAAGGAAGAACUGAAAAAAGUGGACACGGUUUUGGCCUUCGUCGUAGGAAACCCUGGACAAGAACGGCAGCAGAAACAACUGGAAGAGGAGAGCAAAAUCUAUAAAGAUAUUCUCCAAGAAGAUUUCGUCGACGUCUACUCCAACUUGACGCUGAAGACGGUCAUGGCUCUGAAAUGGACCACGCUCCACUGCAAGGGAGUAGAAUUUGUCAUGAAAACGGACAACGACAUUUUCGUCAACGUCCCUUAUCUGGUGGACUUCCUUAAGAACGUGAACAAAAGCAGAUGGAUCGCGGGUUGCGUUAAAGAUCACGCUAAACAGCCUUUUCGUAUGAAACACGGAAAAAUGGAGCACGUUCCGUCGUUAAUCAGACUGCAUCCCAUUUUCGUAGCGGGUGCGGGUUACGUCAUUUCGCGAGAUCUGGUAGAACCUUUGUAUCGGACAUCUCUGCGGACGAGAUACUACCCCAUAGAGGACGUUUACGUCACGGGAAAAUGUGCCAGGGCUAUUGGAGUGUAUCCGGAACACGACCAACGCUUCAGUUGCGGAGAACUGGUGACGCACAACUGCGCCAUGUUUACUAGAUUCACGGGACACAGAGUGACGCCCGAAAGACAACACUGGAUAUGGCAAGACCUGAAGCACUCGUGUAACCACGAACGUGUGUCGUGA